Chenopodium quinoa (quinoa) is the source of this 1512-nucleotide messenger RNA. Its product is annotated as G patch domain-containing protein 11-like. The transcript is spliced from 4 exons. The record is from RefSeq and is a predicted model, not a curated record. Bases 114 to 899 code for a protein of 261 amino acids. Lineage: Eukaryota; Viridiplantae; Streptophyta; Magnoliopsida; Caryophyllales; Amaranthaceae. Gene Ontology annotation, cellular component: kinetochore. Gene Ontology annotation, molecular function: nucleic acid binding.
UGAUAUUACGAUUUUACCCCCAAAUAAACAUAAACCGUUUAUGAAAAAGAUCCAUGGGCUCGCUGUAAACCUCUUAUACAAUCCGACCCUUAACCUUUCUCAAGUUCUCAUCAAUGGCGGAUACAGAAGCAACUAACGCUAAACCAAAAUCACCAGAAGAAGAUGAAGAUGAAGAUUACAUGGGAGAUCUCUCAAAGUUCAUUACAACCGAAUCUUCUCAACUUCCCAAACCCAAAAAACUCGCCCCAAAAACCCUACCCAAUUCAUCGCAACAACCCUCAAAGAAAAAACCCAAAUUCCAAUCAUGGCAACACCAAAAAGAGCUAAAACAGCUAGAAGAAGAUAAACAAACCCUAGAAAAUCUACAAUCAGCAAUUCCCCAAUCAAAUAUUGGGUUCAAAUUGCUGAAACAAAUGGGGUAUACCCCAGGAAAAGGGCUAGGCAAGGAGGGUUCAGUGGGUCGAGAGGAGCCAAUUGGGUUGGAGAUACGCCGGUCGAGGGCGGGGAUUGGGCGGGAGGAUCCGGCGAAGGAGAGGGUGAAGAGAGAGAAAGUUAAAGAAGUGUGGAAGAAGAAAACGGAGGAGGUGAUGUUGGAGGAUUUCGGGGUUCGACAAAAGAUGCAAUGGAAGAGUAAGAGGGUUGUGAUUAACUAUAAUAAGGCGAAGGCGGCGCUUGAUCAGUUGGAGAAUCGGGAGCCGGCGGUUGAGCCGGAGAAGGAGGAAGGUGAUGAUGGGGAAGAUGAGGAGGAGGAAGAGGAAGUGAUUACUGAAGAGGAUUUGCUAGAGUUAUUGGAGAAGCUUAGAGAAGAACAUCGUUAUUGCCUCUUUUGUGGAUGUCAGUAUGAAUCCAUGGAAGCUCUCCUCUCCAACUGCCCUGGCCGAAACGAAGAUGACCAUUGAAGUGAUUUUUUGACAGCAUUGAGGGGCUAAUUGCUGAUUAUGGGAAUUUUCAUUCAUAUCUGCUUGCUGCUUUCUUGCAGAAAUUUCUGAAGACCCAAUUCAUUAGAUUGGGUUUGCUUAAAAUAUGGGAUUUCAUCGUAUCAAUGUCCUUGCUUAUUGGUGAGAGAGUAAACCCACUUGCUGUGGUUUAGGUGGUGAAACAGAAAGCAUGUGUGAUGGUGAUGCGGUUGACAUUGUGGUCAGACUGGAUUGGGUGCUGGACUGCUGAAUUGCAAUCCAUGUAGGCAUAUAACCGUCAGAUGUUGCCAUGGUUGAUAAUUUGGUAGUGAGCUGGCUAUUGAUGCAUAUUCAUUGUGUUGCUUGUAAAAUAGGGAUGAUUGAGUUGAGCCUAUUAACAGCCUCUCUGCAAGUUUCACGGUAGCUGUGCAGCUGUGCACUAGGGUUUGAAUAUUGAUGAUUUUAACGUUGUAAACUGGACAAUUCCAUUUGCAUUUUAGAAAACCGCUUCAAUGAUGUUAGUGUGAUGAUGUUAACGUUGUAAAUCGACACUUCCAGAGUUACUUAUAUAUUGAAAAAGCUGUGUUGAGAAAAUUUCAAGAUACGAGUUUUACUA